GAAACCACAAAGUAAACUGCAAAAACUAAACAAAGUUCAUACCAUGGCCAUAGAGUUACGCUCUACGAGCACUGUAAGUGAUAGCAUAACAACAAAUAAUAACACAACAACAACAACAACUGUAAUAAACUGCAACAUCAACAACAACAACAUCGACAACUGUCAACGACGCGCUCAACAGCUGUUUAGUUGCGUCUGCGUCAAUGUAAAUCUGCUGCUGCUCACAUUGAUGCUAACGCUGAGCAAAUGCUGCACUGCCACGCCCACAACAUCACCGCUAACCGCAACGAAUAAUGAGCAAAUGCUGCCACACAUAGAUGGCGCCACACUGACCAAACAAUUCGAUGGCAAAGGCAUUCUCAACAUGGGCUUCAAGUUCCUCAAUGUAUCCGGCAAGAUCGGCACGCCACUGGACAUAGCUCAAGCUCUGUACACGAAAUGCGAUGAGAAGCAAUUCCAAUGUCGAAAUGGCGAUUGUAUUCCCAUACGCUUCGUUUGCGAUGGCGAUGCUGACUGCAAGGAUCACAGCGAUGAGCAGGUCACUAGCUGCAAAUUUCUCGAGGCCACUUGCUCAUCAGACCAUUUCCGCUGCUCAAAUGGCAAUUGCAUACCGAACAAAUGGCGAUGCGAUCAGGAGAACGAUUGUGCCGAUGCCUCCGAUGAAUCAAAGGAAUUGUGCAAGGCACGCACCUGUUCGCCGGAAGAGUACAGCUGCAAAAGCGGCGAAGGUGAAUGCGUUCCUUUGGCCUGGAUGUGCGAUCAGAGCAAGGAUUGCAGCGAUGGCUCCGAUGAGCAUGCCUGCAACCAAACGUGCCGCUCCGAUGAGUUCACAUGCGGCAACGGGCGUUGCAUACAGAAGCGUUGGGUCUGCGAUCACGACAACGACUGCGGCGAUGGCAGCGAUGAGCUCAACUGUCCCGUUGUUCCCUGCGAUGCCAUCGCGGAGCACACCUGCGCCAAUGGCGCCUGCAUUGCCAAGCGCUGGGUCUGUGACGGUGAUCCGGAUUGCCCAGAUGCCUCCGAUGAACGGGCCUGCACGAAUGUCACCAAGCAAGUAACGCCCUGUCUGCCUCAUGAAUAUCAAUGCAAGGAUCGCAUCACCUGCCUGCAUCACAGCUGGCUCUGCGAUGGCGAUCGUGAUUGUCCCGAUGGCGAUGAUGAGUUCACCAACUGCAAGAACAUCACCUGCCGACCAGAUCAAUUCCAGUGUCACGAUCGCAGCUGCAUUGCCGGUCAUCUGGCCUGCAAUGGCGACUCCGACUGCAAAGAUGGCAGCGAUGAACGCGAUUGCAGAUUGGCGGCCGAGUCCAAGAGCUGCAACGCAACUAAUCAAUUCGAUUGCGGUGGUAGUCAGUGCAUUCCCCUGUCCAAGGUCUGUGAUCAACGCAAGGAUUGCCCCGAUGGCGAGGAUGAGCCGGCGGGCAAGUGCAAAGUCAAUGAAUGCUCUAUCAAAAAUGGCAACUGCAUGCAUCGCUGUGUCGAUCAGCCUGUGGGCUACGCCUGCGACUGUCAUCAGGGCUAUCAACUGUCCUCGGAUGGUCACACUUGUGUGGACAUCAAUGAGUGCGAAGAGCCGGGAAUCUGCUCGCAGCUGUGCGUCAACGAGAUUGGCGGCUUCAAGUGCGAAUGCCAGACAGGUUACAUGCGGGAUCCACGUAAUCACACGCGUUGCAAAGCCACCGAAGGUCAUGCUUCAUUGCUGUUGGCACGUCGUCAUGAUAUUCGCAAGAUAGCUUUAGAUCACAUGGAGAUGACUUCGAUUGUAAAUAGCACCAAGUCAGCCACAGCUCUAGACUUUGUCUUCCGCACUGGCAUGAUCUUCUGGAGCGAUGUGACCACCCAGAGUAUUUAUAAGGCGCCCAUCGAUGAAGGCAACGAAAAGACAGUUGUGCUCAAGCAAUCAUCUGUGACUUCAGAUGGUCUGGCUGUCGAUUGGAUCUACAAUCAUGUGUACUACACAGAUACACAGAAGUGCACCAUUGAGCUGACCAACUUUGAUGGCAACAUGGGCACAGUGUUGAUCAAGGAUUCGCUAGAUAUUCCACGCUCCAUUGCACUCGAUCCCAUCGAUGGCUGGAUGUAUUGGUCCGACUGGGGAGCAUCACCUCGCAUUGAGCGAGCUGGCAUGGAUGGCUCGCAUCGCACCACGAUUAUCAACUAUGAUGUGAAGUGGCCCAAUGGCAUCACUCUCGAUAUGGUGCGAAAGCGCAUCUACUGGGUGGAUGGCAAACUGAAUGUCAUCUCCUCAGCCAACUACGAUGGUUCACAGCGCAGACAGAUUCUUUACUCGACGGAGUAUCUGCGACAUCCGUUCUCCAUCACCACCUUUGAGGAUUACAUCUACUGGACGGACUGGGACAAGCAGACCGUCUUCAAGGCCAACAAGUUCACCGGCGAAGGUGUCGAGCCCAUUACAGCCGUGCACAUGUUGCAGCAUCCCAUGGUUAUUCAUGUCUACCAUCCUUAUCGCCAGCCAGAUGGCGUAAAUCGCUGCGAAUCGGUUAAUGGCCACUGCUCACAUCUCUGCCUGCCCGCGCCGCGCAUCAACGAAAAGAGUCCGCCCAUUUCGUGUGCGUGUCCCACGGGUCUUAAGCUCAUGGCCGAUGGCCUUAUGUGUGUGGAGGAUCCCCUUUAUAGAGUUGUUACCAAACCCCCGCGUGUCCACAGAUAUAAGAGCAAAACGAAACCGAAACAGCCGCGAAUUCCGCACACUAAUGAUGUGCCUGUCAAAAUUGAAACGCAUCAGGCAAUCAUCAUACGCCCCUUUGUCGCCGACCAUCGACCAGUGAAGAACCAAACACACAACGAUCAGACCAAAGCAAGCAGCCCGCAACCGGACUCGGGCUUCAUAGCGCUCGUCGUGAUUGCCAGUCUCAGCGGCUGUGCAGGUCUCCUCUCGGUGCUUCUAUUUGUGGGCUAUCGCUAUUGCAGUAAGCGACGCAUCAAUUCCAUGAACUUUGAGAAUCCCAUUUACCGCAAGACAACCACAGAGGAUCACUUUAGUCUGCGUAAGAAUCUGCCAGCGCGUAUCUAUGAUCACACUAGCGUUAUGGAUGAGGAGUACUCACCUGUCAUAGGCAUAUCGUCGUAUUAGAGCUUUGGGGUUUUAUUUUUUUGGCAACUAAGCUAAAUACUGAAUGGCCUGGGCAGAACCAAUGAGUAACCCACAGCAGACACGCCUAAAGACUGAGCAAAUCGUAUGUGUAAAUUAUUUUAAAAACUUAUUUUAAACAGCAGGUCAUUUCGAAGAGAGCGAAGCAAGGGGAGAAUCCUUAAAGGAUUGCUGUACAAAUAUGUCGCAGAGUUCUAACCUAAACACUAAACUAAACGAAACUAAAUUAAUGCUAAACUAAACUAAACUAAAACUUAAACUAAACUCAACUGAACUAAACUGAAUCAAUGAAAUAAUGAAAACUCUAAUGAUAAUUCAAAUAGUUCCAAACUGUAUAUAGCUGUAAGUGUGCAUUACGUAAUUUUAAAGCAAAACAAAUAAUUAUUAUACUUAUUACGCUCUUGAUAAUUAGAGAAAAGUUGACAAAUUUAUUUCUGUUUAAUGUGCAAAAACGUUUAUUAUUAUUAUUAUUAUUACAUUAUUAUUAAUAAUCUUACAUGCUAUUAUUAAGUGUACAUAUGUUUACGAGCAAAGAUGAUUGAAUAAAUGCAGA
This is a messenger RNA of Drosophila sulfurigaster albostrigata, 3665 nucleotides long. RefSeq names its product very low-density lipoprotein receptor (gene LpR1). Lineage: Eukaryota; Metazoa; Arthropoda; Insecta; Diptera; Drosophilidae. Gene Ontology annotation, molecular function: calcium ion binding; protein binding. The record is from RefSeq and is a predicted model, not a curated record.